AGGACGAGUUCACGGCGGCGGGGGGACGGGGUCGCUGCACCAAGGCGGACUACAUACGCUGCUGCAAGUUCUGUUACCCUCUCUGUGCUUUUGUCAUUCUGGCCGCCUGCGUGGUGGCGUGUGUGGGCCUGGUCUGGAUGCAGGUGGCUCUCAAGGAGGACCUGGAUGUGAUUAAGGAAAAGUUCCGAACCAUGGAGUCUAAUCAAAAGACAUCCUUCCAAGAAAUUCCUAAACUGAAUGAAGAUUUGGUGCAGCAGCAAAAGCAACUAGAGCAAAUUGAGACUGGAGAACUGGGGCUGAGUAAAGUUUGGAUAAAUAUCACAGAGAUCAAUAAACAGAUAACGCUAUUGACCUCAACAGUAAAUCAUCUCAAAACCAACGUGAAGUCUGCUUCUGAUUUGAUUUCUCUUCCUGUCACAGUAGAGAAACUCCAGAAGACUGUAGCGACCAUAGGCAGCACUCUUACCAGUGUUUCUCAUGACGUUGAAAACAUACAGACAGCUAUUGAGGAAUACAAGAAAUCCAUCGAAAUACUCCAGAAUGACAUGAAGGAACUGAAACGCUCCACUGCUCUGCCCACGACUGAGAAAAAUCAGACAGAAAAUUGCAAACAGGAAAGCCAGAUGCUCCACGUAGCCUUGGAGGAGCUAAAUAAUACUGUAGUGACAAACCAGAAGUUGAAUGACAUUAAGCUUCUAACCGUGGAUUCAGCCAUUGGUAACCUCAGCCAGAGGGUUAUGCUAUUGGAAAACACUCCUGUUGCUGUGAAUAAGCUGGACAAAAGAAACAACUUGUCUGCCAGUCUGGGGAAUGAUACAGCUACCUCUCUAAAAGUGGAAAAUGAAGAUCAACCAGAUAAUGAAACGCAUUCAAAUAAAGAACUGAAGGAAGCAGGAACCAGAGAUUCUCAGGAAUUAAAUAUCAGGGAGAAGCUUCAGCUACUCAAUGCUCGUGCAAGUAAGCCAGAUGAUGACCGACCCAUUGAGACAUCAAAGAAUGUUGAAAGUAGUCCUAGUGCUAUGACAAAGCCCACAGACCUUUCAAGGCUGGCUUCACGGUCAGCUGAUGACAGCACAGAGAAGAACAGACAGCUGAGACAUCUGUCCUUCCCAGGAGUUUCCAGCAUAGAAGAUCUUCAGGAUUUGUUUGACAAAGCACAUGAAGAUGCUGAUGGAAAACUGUCAUUUGAAGAUCUUCAAAAGCUGCUGGGCUCUGCAGCCCAAGACUCACAGAUCUUUAAGAAAUUUGACACGGAUGGUGAUGAGAAAUACUCAUUAGAAGAACUGAGAUUAGCUUUGGGUGUAUAGGAUAGAGGUGUAGGGAUGUGAUAUUGAGGAAUGCUACUGUAGGUAAAGGAAACUACGGGACAUGAAAAAAACUGCACUUUCCCAGUGUUUUAUUGACCUUUGGAGUGUACACAUUGACAUCUCUUUUUUCGUUUGAGUUUAUUGAAAAGAAAUUUACAGGUUUAGAUGUCAAUAUGGCAUAAUAUUGGGACUGUAUUACAAUCAGAAAAUUCCCAAACUUGUUUAGAAGCACUUGCUGGUCUUUCUUUCUGAGGGAGUUCUUGUUUUUAAUUUAAAAUGUGUACAUACAAAAAUAAAACUAUGGUUUUAUAUUUCACUGAAAUUUGCCUUAAAUUAGAGAGCUGCACUUUACGUAAAGCAGAAAGAAAUCUGUCUUGUAAAGAUGGGCUUUUUCUGCUUGUAAAUAUCUGAAAUAGCUUAAAUUAUGCAUAUUUAAGGAGAAGUUAGUGUCAGGGGUUGUGUUGGCAGUAAACUGUUUAUAAUGAGAGACUCGAGCCUAAAAAGAGUGGUUGAGAGCUUCAGCUGAAUUCUAGUUUUAACUCAGUAUAUCCAUGGAUAUUUUGUUUGAAGUUAGGCAGAGGAAGGAAGGAGAGAGGAACCAUGCACAUCUAUAGCAGGACUUACUUUCAGAGGGAAGAGUUGAAUGUGUUUUUAUAUCAUGAGCCUACAGGAGCAAUUACCUACCAAGUGCUUGGGUUUUCACUUCAGCAUUCUUUUAGCUUUGCUGUAUUGCAUCCAGAUUACAUUUUUUAAGAUGAGCCUAACUGGUUUGAAAAAGAAGCUACUGAAGAACUUUAACAGAUACUGAAGAGGUAAAAAGCCUACAAUGCAGCCUGCAUUGAGUAGCAGCCCAAUAGCUCUAACCUUGCUCUCUGUGCAGGUAGAAGUGCACUGAGUCACGCUGACUGAUUACUGCAGACCUUGUGAUCAGGUUUGCUGAUGCUGCUGGCUUCUUCCACCCACUGUUGUUGAGGUCACUGAGGAAGUGCCCUGAUUAAAGCUCCUUGUCAGUAGGAUUGUGAGCAGGUGGGGAAGGUUAAAGUAGAAUUUGUUGUUGUUUCUUUUUUUUCCUGGUUAACAUGCAUGUGAUUGCUUCUUGGUACCUUAACCUUUGUCUUCUCCUCAGCAGAAGGAUUUAAAAGGCAGAGCAGGCGGUUGCAUCAGCGGUCUCUACUGACAGGUGCUUUGUGAGUGAGGUUUCCUUGGUACAGAGGAACUUAAAGCUGUGUUAUGCUAGUGGAUCUAAACACCAAGCACGUUUGUAAUCUCCUGGAACAGGACAAAAUACUUUUGCAGGAGGUGUUAUCUUGCAGGCCAGAUCAGGGCCAAAUCAGAUGAUUCUGCUCACAGUAUCACUAAUCUUGUUGGGAGCUUUUUUUGCAUGAUUAGUGAAUUGAAUGUACCCACCUCACCGAAACAUCAGUUUAUGUGGAAGUCAGUUCAUAGCUGUUGAAUUUUGUGUAACUUUGGGCUGGAUGUUUAUAGUUGUGUGAAUAAUUGUAUUCUGGAAGUAUAUAUCAGUGGAGGAAAGUGCAAAAUGAAACCCUUUUACCCAUUGCCUAGGCUUCUCUCACUGUUGCUCUUCUCUCCUAUUUGGGUAAUGCAGACAUGACCCAGUAAGGAGAUGCUUUCGAUGUGACAUUUUAAAGCGCAGUAUUUCAGAACAAAUCCAACCAACCUUGGCUUUAAGAGGCCAAGAAGCCAAUAUUUGCUUCUUGCUGCUUCCUGCACCCUUUUAUACACUUCCGUAUAAUUCCUUAACCAAAUAAUAAUAAUAAAACCCUAGCAAUAAAAUGUAACCAUUCUGGUAUUUUAUUUGUACAUACUGUAUCAUAGCCAUAUGCCAGAGUUUGCAAAAUAUUUUUGGAAGUAUAAUUUGUACGAAACUUACCUUAAAAUUUAAGGAAUUAUUGUAUUGCCACGUGAACCUACUGGUGUUUUGUUACUGUAUGCUUUACUUUCUGAAGGCUUUUCAACAGCAAUAGUGAAGUUUUUAGCUAGAGCUUGUUGAGAAUAGCAUGAGAUAGCAGUGUCUUCUGUAUGCAGCCAAGGAGCUCCGUUGGUAACCUGUUGGCAUUAAGGCACAGCUGUCUGUGGUGCUGCUUAACAUGCAUGUCCAGAGUGCGGCUGGUUGCUGUUGUUGCUGCCAUGUAGGAUGGACUUGUGCUUUGAGUUUAACAAAAUAUUACCAUGUAGGAGUGCAGCAGUAGCUUCUGUUUGGCCUAGGCUUGCUGGUAGCUCUUUGUUGCAGCCUUGGAGCACUGCUGUGAUCUUCUCUGUGCCUCUGAUCUCUAUCCCAUGUGCUUCCUCUGCUGUUGUGUGCUCGUGGCAGAGGGCGUAAGUGAGGGAUGGUGAAUGCGUUUGUCCAGAUCUGUGAGGGUAUGGUGGGAUGUUUGUGUGGGAGCCCAGUGGCACGGCCUGCCCUUGGCAGCAGUCCUAGGGCAGAUGGCUGAAACCAGGAGGUGAAAUCGGAGAAUCAUUACGGUUGGAUCAAUGAGAUCAUUGGCAGCAGCGAGCACUCUGGGGCUGAUUUAGGGCUCUGAGGUCAAGCAAGGUGACCUCACAUUGGUGUGGAGGCUCCUGGGUGGCCACAAGCGCUGCCAUCGGGGUGCAGCCCUGCUGGUGCUGUGGGACGGCUGUGCCCAGGCUGCAGCGGGAGCGCCGUGCCACUCCUACGCUCUGAUGCUCGCUGUCAUUUCCACCUUGUGUUGUUGUUACUUUAUUUCUUGGUGACUCCCGCAUAGGGACCGCUUUGUAUUUUGAGUUUACCGAAGGCUCGCUGCUGUGCUGUACUCGUUUCACUAACGUAUGACGGUUUCCCAGGUCCGUGCGAGCUGGCUUGUAGCUCCCGAACACCACACUCUUUUCUCAUGUAACUUUAUCUCAAUAAAAGCUCAUUCGUAGCGUU
Molecule: messenger RNA, 4215 nt
Organism: Meleagris gallopavo (turkey)
Lineage: Eukaryota; Metazoa; Chordata; Aves; Galliformes; Phasianidae
Gene: EFCAB14
Product: EF-hand calcium binding domain 14
Molecular function (GO): calcium ion binding
Source: RefSeq, a predicted model, not a curated record